UUUACAUUCAUGCAGCUGGAAGAGAGAAACAGGGAGAGAGCGCGGUGAGUUGGGUCACAAAAUAGUUUCUUUCUUGACCACAAUAAUCGGUGACACCCUUACGUAACAAACAGUAAUUUUAAAAUUCAAUUCAGAUUCUCCGGGAAACAAAUUUCCUUCGACCCAGUAGGAAUCAUCUUUGGUCAGCUAUACAGAGGCCAUUCGUAAACCAUCCAGGUCCAAGGAAAAACAAAACAAAACAUUGCGCCAACCAAUAAGCGAAGCCAGGGCUCCCUCCGAUCCCUACUUUGUUAUCUGGAGGUGUCAGGUUUCACCGCGACGGCUUGGACUGGCCCUUGCCACCACCAAUAAAGCUUGCGCAGGGUUUCGACUUUGCAACCGCGGCCGAACGUCUCUGGGAUUUCUCCCCCAAAACAAGGAAGAGGUCCAAGUGGGGCAGCUGACGCUUUUGUUUUGCUUCAAGGCAAAAUCCUCCUGCAAAACUGCUACAGUUCCGGUUGUAACGCAUUUGAGCAGUGCGCCUACUGCAUAGUAGCGGCAAGGACCAGAGCCAAAGCUUGAGAGCUCGUUUAGGCGAUGGGAUCGGUGCUGAGCGGCGACGGACGGGAGACGGCGAGGACGCCGGAUGUUGGCAACCCCCAAGGCAAUAUUCAGUUCCCACAACCGUCAGAUCAAGCGGGAGACGUGGAAAAGCAGCAAAUUCCCUCUUUUGAGUGCGCCAUCUGCUUGGAAGUGUUCGACCAGCCUGUAAGGACCAAAUGUGGCCACGUGUAUCCUUGUCCUUUCUGUCAGAAUGAAUUGGAUGAAAAUGAUCUCUUGGACCAUUUUCUCACUUUUCACAGAACUGAAAGAAGACCAGUGUACUGUCCUAUCUGUCGUUUACUACCUGGUGGUGGUCCAAGUUACUACAUCAGAAAUUUUAUAAGGCAUCUUCAGCUGAGACAUACAUUCUAUUAUGAAGAUUAUAUUGACAUAAAUAUUGUAGAAGAAGUUCUUAUUGAAAGAGUUCUGGAUCGAUCAGUUUUAGAUUAUGUACAUGUGAAUAAUCCAGGUACUGCGUGAUCAUCAAUUCAACAAAGACAAAUGGAUUACAUUGUGAAUUAAAGCACUGGUUGUUUAUGCUGGUAUUAACUAACAUACAAAUUUUUUUGAAUAUUUAAUAUGUGAAACAUUCCAUUUCAAAUAUGAAACAACUGUACUGACUGCUCUAUUUAAAACUAUAAAUUUCAGGUUCAAAAUGAGAUAUUUCAAGAAUGAAACCUUUGUGUAUUCAUUUCCUUGUCUGUAAUUCAUUUCUAUAAUUGCUAAUUACAUUUAAGUUUCUAAACACUAUUUUCCUUAAACAGCAUAUAAAUAUUAGCUUCAAACUAAUUUUAAUUGGUUGUGAAUUACUGAGAUUAAAUGUAUACCAGAACCCUUCUCAAUGUAUAUAUCUUGAAUUCAUUAAUUAAUUAUUCAUUAAUUUCAGAUUUGGAGAACCUAUCUUUAAACAUUUUCAAGAAAUCUGUUUGGCUCUGAUCAUUCAUCCUAUAUGGUAUUACGCAAGUAAGAUAGAUCAUAAUGAAGAUCAAUUAAUAUCCAGAUUUUUAUACCACUAUGGUGAAAAAAAAUGUCAGAGGAAGUUAUAAAAGCAAAAUAUUUACAGAAAAUUUUACAUUUGCUUUUAAACAAGUUGGCAAGCUACAAAACUUGUUCUAAUUCUAAUUCAUGUGAUUUUUUUUCAACAUAUAUGUAAAAUAAAUCAAAUGAUUAGCUAUCAAAAUACAGUUUUUUCUCAAAUUAAAUACUUUAUGCCUGAUUCUUUCAGUAGGAAGUAAUUCUUCAGAAUACAAAUUAUUACCCAUUUUUCCAAAAGCAAAACUUAUUAUUGGGCUUUUUUACUUAUAGGUUUGAAAAAAGUGACCAAAGCUCAGAUCAUCUUGUGACUGCAUUUCUAAGAGGAAGACAGAAUCUUUACGAUCAUGAAAUUUUGCAAUGCCAAUGAGCAACUAUUUACUUUUUAAAACAUUGCAUCAUUUCACAGUGAGAAAACUAACUUGACAAACAAAGAGUAUAUCAUUACAUAGUCCUGGAGAAUUAAUUGGAUAUAUUAAUGCUGUAGCUUAAAUUGUCAGCUGUUGGACUUUCAUAUUUUUGUAAAACAAAACAUAAUUGAAUCAGUUAAAUUAUACUCAAAACUAGAACUAGUGAUACUGUCUUUCCAUCUUACUGUAUGCCAUAUUUCAUACUGUUUUGCAGAACUCUGUAAAACAAAUUAAUUUUACAUAGGAUCUUUUGAAAUUGUAUUUCCAGUAAUGCCAUUGACUAUAAAUGUUUUGUACAUACUGUACAUUCAUGCACAGUAAUAUGUGCUGAUGAAAGAUUAUAGAAAAGUUGUUCUUGCAAUAUUAGUGUAUAUAAAAUAUUCAAAACUGAAUUAUAUUUAUUAAUCAAGAACAAUAUGAAAGGGUGAUAGAAAAUUACCUCAAAACUAUAGACCUAUUAACUUGCUGAAUAUAGUCAGCAAACGGUAUGCCAGAUGUUUAUGUAGUCCAUUAGUGGAUUGGAUGGACUCUAAAACUAUUCUGGUAUGUAACAUUUCACCUAAAUCGUUCUAUUGUUUACCAUUUAGUAGAACAAGAACCUCUACAUUGAUUUUAGAUUUGCUAAAAAAAACUUCAGACUAAAGAGUGGUCA
Ahaetulla prasina is the source of this 2676-nucleotide messenger RNA. Its product is annotated as E3 ubiquitin-protein ligase RNF125-like. Gene Ontology annotation, molecular function: ubiquitin protein ligase activity. The coding region runs from base 577 to 1062 and encodes 161 amino acids. Gene Ontology annotation, biological process: protein polyubiquitination; ubiquitin-dependent protein catabolic process. The transcript is spliced from 4 exons. The record is from RefSeq and is a predicted model, not a curated record. NCBI's taxonomy places the organism in Eukaryota, Metazoa, Chordata, Lepidosauria, Squamata, Colubridae.